Messenger RNA from Vitrella brassicaformis, 2790 nucleotides. Lineage: Eukaryota; Vitrellaceae. The record is from the annotation of a GenBank genome assembly.
UUCCUGUCGUGUGGUGCAUUCAUUGCAGGCGAGGCAAUGUCCAAUUAUUCCAACGCACCGCUCAUCAAUCAAUCACUGAACAUGAAGAGUGCUUAGACAGAUAGAUCCAUAUACGUGUCGGUCUGUACACACACGGCGAGACGAUCGGAUCGACCACUCAUUUCCCUCCUUUGCAUGGCAUGCAGCCGGCCGGCAUUCCUCAUCGCCUUGUCCCGUUCAUCGCCGCAUCACUAAUGAUGAGGAUCGCCAGAGCUGGCGAUUCUCCUGGUUAGCGGCGCGGACCUGCGCGAGACAAGCCCGAAGAGACGGACAGCGCCCCAGAAACCACCCACGCACACCCGUCGAAAAACAAAGCGUCGCUCAUCUGUCGGGCCGGCCCGCCGGCUAUUCCUCCUCUUCCUCUCCUUGUUUGCCCAAGACGACCGUGUCGCCGCUCCACAGCGGCCCCUCCCGACUCUCCAACUCGUCACUCACAAACACAGACGGCUUGUGGCCCUGAACACACACACGCACCCCGACACAAUAAACACACAUCGAUGCCCAUUUAGGUCUGUCUGUCCGUGUGCUGACAUUGAUGGUGCUGACGGCCACGUCGAUCCGCAGGUCGUCGGUAUGGAAGGCGUACUUGGACCACACCUCAAACCCACCCAUCGCCGACAGCUUGAACUUGCCCCUGGCACGAGACAGACCACCCGCUUUCUUAUGCUCGUCGCCGGGAGAAGUGAUCGGCGCGCUGAGCGCCCGCAGCGUGUCCAUCGAGCAGCCCCGCAACACGCACAACGCCCGUCUGCUCGGGGGCUUCAGCGUGAGAUCAAGGAAUGAGGGCGAGUAGUUGACGGCGGUGCACCGCUGCUGCUUGCCGCAGGCCGUGAGGCACUCGUCGAGGUCGGCCACGUCGAAUAUGUUGCGGAGGUUUGGGCAUAGAUGGUCGGGGAUGACCUCGUCGGAGGCUACCAACGUCCAGCGGUCAGCCGGCGAGGCAUACCGAUCCAUAGCCAACGCUGCAGGCACGUGAGGAGAAGGAGAUGACGGCAGAGAGUGCGUAUGGUUCAUUUGGUGGUGGGCGCCCCGCCGUCCAUGUGGUGCCUUACCGCUCUUGAAGUCGAAUUUGUACACGAAUGGUCCGCUCUGAGGGGAGAACUUCAGCUGGACAGCCGGCAGCAAGCCGAUAUGGAUGUCGAGGCCGACACGGUUGAUGGUGACUGGCCGUGAUGCGUAACCUGAAGGGCUCCCCGACGACCGCACCCCGCCCGGCUGCACCUGUGAUGGCACGCUGACACGCAGAACGAACAAACCAUAUCGGUGUGCGUGUGUCAGAGGUUUCAGUGAUAGGUCGGUCGGUCACACUCACUCACUCGAUGAUGAGCAUGGCGGAUCGGCGGUCCUCGUCGGUCUCCUCGCCGUAUUUGGGGUAGACCGAGAGGGUGAAGGGGUCCAGGCCGCUCAGGGAAGUCGUCUGCUCGAGGGCUGAGCCCGCAGGCAGCCCACGCAACGACUGACAAGAGAAGGAAAGGACACAGAAAGUGAAGACACUUGCCGGCCUUGUGUGUCUGUUGUGGGCAUGAUUUGGGCGCGGCGCAUAUCAGACUGACCUUCUCGAAGUCCGCUAUGUCCCACCGCACCUUGGCUGCCCUUCGGUGGUACAGUGCCGACACCUCGCGCUUCAGGGCAUCAUUCUCGCGCUGCAGAGGCGACAGCUCACCACGGCUCACACCAUCCUGGACCAACACACGACACACGACACACAUCACAACCACCCGGAAGCGCCUCUCCCCUCCCCCUAAAGACCUACCACAGACGGUGAUCUCGCGCUGGUUGCGUGGUCAGAUGGCGGGACAUUCACGUGUGUCUUCGCUGCUGGUGGCUGGUGGGCGGGCUCGGGCUGGGCGGGACGGGGAGAGAUGGCCGUGAUGACCAUCACGAGCAGGUUGGGGAAGAAGGAAUAUCCCAGAGCCACCCUCGUGACGCCCAUGAAGAAGACGACACAGGCGAGGAAGGCCAGCCUCGAGCCACACUCCUGAAGAUUCGGCCGCAGCCACAUCCAUAGCUCAUCCGCCCACUCACGCGCACGCUCACGGGCAGAGCUCCUCUCUCCAGCCACCACAGCCGCCUCCGCACGGCUGUUUCCAUCAUCGCCACGCAUCAUGCUGAGAGAGUGGAUUGGUCCCAGGAUGGGUGGUGGCGGUGUGGUGUGCCAGUGCCACACCGGCGGCCGCGUGUGUGUGGCGGGGGAGGGGGUGGGCACGACGACAAAGUGCAGGUGGGGGAUGGAGUUGGUCGUCAGGGUGAGCAGCGUCACGUUGGCAGGGACCGGUGGGAGGGAGGCCAGGUGCGACUGGGCCGCGACAAGGAAUGAGUGGAGGUCCUUCUCCGUCGAUAUGGGAACAUAGCUCUUGUCUGGGAGGCUGCCUGCACGCCACGCAACACACAUGCACAGAAGUGAAUAACACCGCGCUGCACUUUGCCUCAGCAGUGCAUGUGUGCUUGUCACCUGCCAUGAUGCAGUCAUCUCCACACACAGCUAUGGCACUCUCGUUUGGUGCCCACCCGGACUGCGUGUCUGCAGAUGACGCCAGCACUUCGCUCGCCGUCAGCCGCACCUUAACCAUGCUCAUUCUCUCUGUCACCACCAGUGUGCUGAUCUGAUCUUUCUUGCCAGCGGCACUGACGACAACAGGCAGCCCAAACUCAGACAUUGCGCACCGUCCAGCGUUUUAAGUGGUCAUUCCUCUUUUCUGGGGAUACAGCAUCGUGCACCAUGAUGACUCCACCCUGCGUGUUUCAUGCCAG